Dovyalis caffra is the source of this 795-nucleotide messenger RNA. The record is from the annotation of a GenBank genome assembly. NCBI's taxonomy places the organism in Eukaryota, Viridiplantae, Streptophyta, Magnoliopsida, Malpighiales, Salicaceae.
AUGGCUAUAGAUGUCUGCUCAGAGAUUUCAAGCGCAGGAGUUAGUCCAAGAAUCUCCUUCUCCCAUGAUCUCAACCAAGCAACAGACACUGUUUCCAUUAAAGAUCAUCAACAUUGCAGAUUAGACUCAUCUCUGUUGGAUUCUGAUUUCGAUUUCUGCUUUGGCAACAGCUUUGUUCAAGACUUGUCUUCUGCUGAUGAGCUCUUCUCUAAUGGCAAGAUCCUGCCUGUUGAAAUCAAGAAACAUUUGAUGAUUUCCUCUAAAGAUAAUGAUCAGCCAAAGUCUUUGACCUCUCAACCUCAACAUCAGGCCAUUACGGAGACUACAGAGAAGAAGCAACUGAAAGAAUUCUUGUCAAUGAGUCUUGAUGCCGAUGAAAAACCUGCAUCGAAAUCUUUUUGGCAGUUCAAGAGAAGCAAUAGUCUGAAUUGUGAUAGCACCAGAAGCAAAGGCCUAAUUCGAUCGCUACACUUUCUUUCAAGAAGUAACUCUACUGGGUCGGCUCCAAAUCCUCCAAAACAAGCAAUGUUAUCCAAGGAGACUCAAAAGCCUAAAUUGCAGAAACAAGCUUCUGUUCCAAGUCGAAAAUCAGCGGCACCUAGUUCCGCUGCAUUUUAUUCUUACAAUUCACAGCAGAAGCCUCCUCUAUUAAGGAAGUGUGGUUCUUAUGGGAAUGGAGUCAGAAUUAGUCCUAUCCUGAAUAUACCACCACCUUACAUUUCCAGAGGAACUGUCAAUCUUUUUGGCUUUGGUUCACUGUUUUGUAACGGUAAGGUUAAAAAGAAGAAGAGGUAA